GAAGAAAGAGAAAGCCACAGAGAGACAGAGAGAGUGGCGCCGUGGGGUUUUGGUUUUUCUCUCUAGUUCUAAAGACAUACAGAAAUGCUUCAGCAGAGCUCCUGCUGCUGUGACUCUUUUGGGUUUAGGCCGUGUUCGGUUGCAUCAAAAACAAAAAGCGCAUUCUCUUGCUACAUGGACCUCAAAGACAAGAACAAGCUUCUGCCUUUCGCUUCUUCUCUCUCGCUAAAGUGGCCUCAGCUGAACCGCAAUCCAGUAUUGGCUUGCCGAGCAUCACGUGGCUCUCACGUGACUCGUGUCGGGAAAGAUGAUUUACCUAUUCAUGGAGUGGCUGAAGUGCUUGUUGGUGUUCUUGGAGGAGGUCAGCUGGGUCGUAUGCUAUGUCAAGCAGCUUCACAAAUGGCCAUUAAAGUGAUGGUAUUGGACCCACAAGAGAACUGCCCAGCUAGUAAACUUGCCUAUCAUCAUAUGGUUGGAAGCUUUGAUGAUAGCGCUACAGUCCAAGAAUUUGCAAAGAGAUGUGGAGUGUUGACUGUGGAAAUUGAGCAUGUGGAUGUGGAGACAUUAGAGAAACUUGAGCUACAAGGAGUGGAUUGCCAACCCAAAGCCUCUACAAUCAGAAUAAUUCAGGAUAAGUAUCUCCAAAAGGUCCAUUUUUCGCAGCAUGAUAUUCCACUUCCUGAAUUUAUGCAGAUAGAUGAUCUUGAAGGUGCCAAGAGAGCAGGGGACCUCUUUGGCUAUCCUCUUAUGAUAAAAAGUAAAAGGUUAGCUUAUGAUGGACGUGGAAAUGCUGUCGCUAAGAGUGAGGAUGAGCUUUCUUCUGCUGUAACCGCUCUUGGAGGGUUUGAUCGUGGUUUAUAUGUUGAGAAAUGGGCCCCUUUUGUAAAGGAGCUGGCUGUCAUUGUUGCAAGAGGAAGAGACAAUUCUAUCCUUUGCUACCCCGCUGUUGAAACUAUACACAAGGAAAACAUUUGUCAUAUUGUAAAGGCACCUGCUAACAUGUCAUGGAAGAUCAGAGAGCUGGCCACUGAUAUUGCCUCCAGAGCUGUUAGUUCAUUAGAAGGUGCUGGUGUGUUUGCAGUUGAGUUGUUCUUGACAAAGGAUGAUCAGAUUUUGCUCAAUGAAGUAGCUCCAAGACCUCACAAUAGCGGUCAUCACACAAUAGAGUCUUGCUACACCUCACAGUAUGAACAGCAUUUGCGGGCUGUUGUUGGGCUUCCGCUUGGUGAUCCAUCAAUGAAAACUCCGGCUGCAAUUAUGUACAAUUUACUUGGUGAAGAUGAGGGGGAACCUGGUUUCCAUCUAGCUCAUCAACUGAUUGCAAGAGCAUUGUGUAUUCCAGGGGCUACUGUUCAUUGGUAUGAUAAGCCAGAAAUGCGAAAGCAACGGAAGAUGGGUCAUAUCACCAUUGUUGGACCUUCCGUGGGCAAUGUCGAAAAGCUCCUGGAUUCAAUGUUAAAUGAAGAGAGCUCUGAAAGUCAGUCUGCAGUUGCACCACGUGUUGGUAUUGUAAUGGGCUCUGAUUCGGAUCUUCCUGUUAUGAAAGAUGCUGCAAAGGUUUUGAAUAUGUUUGGAGUGCCUAACGAGGUGAGAAUAGUUUCAGCACAUCGUACUCCUGAAUUGAUGUAUUCUUAUGCCUUGUCUGCUCGGGAGAGAGGCAUUCAGGUCAUCAUUGCUGGUGCUGGUGGUGCAGCUCACUUGCCAGGCAUGGUAGCUGCCCUCACUCCUUUGCCUGUUAUUGGUGUCCCUGUGCGUGCUUCUACAUUGGAUGGAGUUGAUUCGCUUUUAUCCAUUGUGCAGAUGCCAAGAGGGGUCCCAGUGGCAACGGUUGCUGUAAACAACGCCACUAAUGCUGGUUUGCUGGCAGUAAGGAUGUUGAGUGUUUGCGAUGCUGAUCUACUGUCAAGAAUGAGCCAGUAUCAAGAAGACACAAGGAAUGAAGUCUUGACAAAGGCAGAGAAACUACAGAAAGAUGGUUGGGAAUCUUAUUUGAAUCCGUGAUAGCCAAAGCACUCUGCCAAGUAUCUGUUCAAAUUUUGGAGUUUCACUUUCUCUUGAAGUCGGAGUAUCUGACAGCUAUUAAACACAUUAUGGUUAAAUUCCAACAAAGAGAAAUACAAAUAAGAGUAUCUGACAGCCUAUCAAGGCGCAGUACAAUGAACAGAAGGAUGUCAUCAGAAAAAAGUGGAAGUUUCGUGCCUACGAAAAUCAGUUAACGUAAUUCGGAUUAAAGCUCAAAUUGGUAAAGACAAUGAGGAAGAACGACUCGAGGCAGGAGGAGGGCGGGGGAGAAGAAGCCCUAUGGUUUGUAUUGUGUCACUAUAAGAUCUGUCUACUCCGGAAAUAAGUAUUUUUGUAUGAUUCCAUAACAUUGAAUUUCUCUUUAUUUUUUCUUUUAAUCAGCCUU
Prunus avium (sweet cherry) is the source of this 2407-nucleotide messenger RNA. RefSeq names its product phosphoribosylaminoimidazole carboxylase, putative / AIR carboxylase. Gene Ontology annotation, biological process: 'de novo' IMP biosynthetic process. NCBI's taxonomy places the organism in Eukaryota, Viridiplantae, Streptophyta, Magnoliopsida, Rosales, Rosaceae. The record is from RefSeq and is a predicted model, not a curated record. Gene Ontology annotation, molecular function: ATP binding; phosphoribosylaminoimidazole carboxylase activity; metal ion binding. Gene Ontology annotation, cellular component: chloroplast.